CCAAAAUAAUCACAUGGAAACAGCACAAAAUUGAUCUAUAAAUUGGCUACUACGUCCUCGUUGCAAGACUCCCCAGGCCAAUCCAAAUUGCUUGAUGAGUAGCACAAGAACAAGAAGCAACUAGAUAGGUAGAUAGGAGGAGAGGAGAGGUGAGGUUUACCUGGUGCGAAUCCAUGGGGUCACUUGAUGGCGAUGCUGCCACCUCGCCGUCCUUCUCCAGCACCGGGAGCAGCGGCGGCGGCGGCGGCGGUAGGGUUGGGAUAUACGCGUGCUUCGCGCAUGGCGGGCUCACGAGCCUCGAGUGCUACGAGCCCGGAGCCAACACGUGGCGCCGCGUGGGCAAGCUCCCCGGCGUCCCCGACGGCCACGUGGUGAAGGGCUUCGCCGUCGUGGCCCUCGGCGAGUGCGUCUACGUCAUCGGGGGCCGGCUGUGCCGGAGGGAGCGUGGCGUCGCCGGCGGCGAGCACCACCGCGACACCGACGUCGCCGUGCGCGCCGACGUGCUCCGGUACGACGCGCGGCGGGGGGAGUGGGAGCGGUGCGCGCCGCUCCUCGUCCCGCGCUUCGACUUCGCGUGCGCACCGUGCGGCGGGAGGAUCUGCGUGGCCGGCGGGCAGUGCUCGCUCUCCGGCGCCCGGGGCACGGCGGCGGCGGAGGUGUACGACGCCGGGAAGGGCAAGUGGUCGGCGCUCCCGGACAUGAGCACGCUGCGGUACAAGUGCGUCGGGGUGACGUGGCACGGCCGCUUCCACGUCGUGGGGGGCUUCGCCGAGAGCACGCCGCCGGCCGACGAGCCGGCGCCGGGGGAGAUGGCCGCCGUGCUGCCGCAGUCGUCGGCGCUGGAGCGGAGCUCGGCGGAGGUGUUCGACUGCGCGAGAGGGGUGUGGGAGAUCAUCCCGGGGAUGUGGCAGCUCGACGUGCCGCCGAACCAGAUCGUGGCGGUGGCCGGCCGGCUGUUCAGCUCCGGCGACUGCCUCAACAGCUGGAAGGGCCACGUCGAGGUGUACGACGGCGAGCUCAACAUCUGGAGCAUCAUGGACCACUCCACCCUGCCGGACCUGUCGCUGCUCGCCACCCUCCCGCCGUCGGCGCAGCGGCUGUACCUCACCAUGGCCGUCGUCGACACGCAGCUCUACUUCCUCGCCGGCUACCAGGUGGCGGUGGCCGACGCCGGCGACGGCUUCAGAACCGUCUCCCUGGUGCACAGCUUCGACACCGGUGCAACUCCCGGGGUGAUGCCGGCAUGGAGCAGCUUCCACCCCACCAUGGAUCAGGAGAGCGUGGAGGAUGGCAGCAAAGAAUUGCUCAGCCAGUGCUGCUCAGUGCAGCUCUCCAGCUAGCUACAGAAUUAUACAUUUUCACCAGUCCAAAGUCUCUACACGAUAUACUUAUGUAUCAUGGUUUUGAUCACAACACCAAAACACUCUACCUCAUCUGCUGUGGUGAAUUAAUGUAAAGUUAAAAAUGGUUUCAUCUUUGCUGAAAAGUGAAGAACUCAGAUUGAUUAUAAUUUUGCAAAUAUGCCAUUAUAAUUUUGGAAAAUCAUAGAUAUGCUAUCCUGGCUCACAUGUCAUUGACUCAUGUGAGCCCUACAUGUCUUUGAGAUACCAGUUAUAUAUUUCUAACUUUGUAAAAUUAUAAUGGCACGGUU
Oryza brachyantha (malo sina) is the source of this 1651-nucleotide messenger RNA. RefSeq names its product kelch-like protein diablo. The coding region runs from base 174 to 1340 and encodes 388 amino acids. The transcript has a single exon. The record is from RefSeq and is a predicted model, not a curated record. Gene Ontology annotation, molecular function: protein binding. Lineage: Eukaryota; Viridiplantae; Streptophyta; Magnoliopsida; Poales; Poaceae.